CUUUCUCCGUCUUAGCUUGCAAGGCUUUUGCCUCUCUGUAUCUGUAUCCUUUCCUUAUAUUCUCGCUGUAUCAUGAAAGAACGGGCUCCUAGUACGACAACGGCCAAGAAGAGACGUCUACGAGGUGCCUGCGACUUAUGUAAACAAAAGAAGAUACGAUGUGACAGUGCCAAGAUGCCUGGAAAUAUCUGCUCCAGCUGUAUAGCCUAUAAUGAAGAAUGUACUCAUAUUUCCUCGAAUACGAAGAAGGAUGUUAAACCCCGGAGCGCUUAUAAUUUUGUCAACUAUGCUAGUCCACCCUUUGAUCAGCUGGGGGAAGGUUCUAAUGUCAAUAGCUUUCAAAUUUCUGCCGGUAGCUCUGUUUUGAAGGCGCAAAUUAAUGACAUUCUAACCGACUCAUAUGUGGCGCCAUCGGAUCCCUCAAUUGCUAAACAGCUGCUGGUAGAUUUGGCGACCUCUGUCCAUGCAUUGGAAUCUGAACUAGCCGUCUGCCGGCAAGUGCUGGCUCGCGAAGUGUCUGUACCUGUUUCAGUCUCGAACAUAUCAUCUCCUAUACCUGUCACAGCUGUCGCUGAUGAGGAUGCGACUACGGUGGUCGAGGAUAAAACAGAUGUAUACCUGACCGAUUCUUUAAAACGACUGACUAUUGGACAGUCCCGCCAUCGGCAUUAUGGCAAAUCGAGCGCCCUUAUGCUGAUGAAAAGGGCCGUUGAAAUAAAGAAAGAAUUCACUGGUACUUCUGAAGGGUUGUCCUUUGAAGCCAAGCGUCCAGAGUUUUGGAAUGAUCAACCGUGGCAAAAAUCUCUACAUGAAGAUGAACACCAGCCGCUGCUCGUGUUUCCAGAUGAUGACCUUCUACAGGACCUCAUCGAUCUCUAUUACGAAGAGUGUGAUAUGAUAGUGCAUCUUAUCUACCGACCGAAGUUCGAGAAAAACGUCGCUCAAGGAUUACACCUUUAUGACAGGCGUUUUGGAAGCGUGGUUUUGUUGGUCUGUGCCAUAGCAGCACCUUAUUCCAACGAUCCUCGGGUUUUUCUUGAUCCUGCUCAGGAACAUUCCGCCGGAUGGCAAUGGUACCAACAAGUUCGACCUAUACCAAGCUCUUUCGUGGCACCGUCGUCAAUAUAUGACCUACAAAUAUAUUCCCUCAUGGUCCUCUACGCUAACACAUCUACCACCCCCGAAUUAAGCUGGGUGCUACCUGGCCUUGGAAUCCGCAUGGCACAAAGCGUAGCCGCCCAUCGCCGCAAGCCAGAUAAGUCAGAAUGGACAGUGGAGGACGAAGAGUGGAAAAGAGCAUUCUGGGCUAUUUUUUGUGUGGAUGUCUUCAGCUGCGUCACAACAGGAAGGCCGCUUGCGACGACGUCGGACGACUAUGACCUUGAUAUGCCUAUAGAAUGCGAUGACGAAUAUUGGGAGCAUCCGAAUCCAAGCCGAGCCUUUAAGCAACCUGCUGGGAAGCUUUCGACUGUUACGUUCUGGGUCAAAUAUUUGGAGUUAUUGGAAAUUUUUGCUUUUAUGCACCGUACCAUUUAUGCCGUUAAACGGUCUGCGAUAUCAAAGGAAAUGCGGGGCCCUGAAUGGGACAGUCGGGUGGUCGUCACCAUUGAUUCUGCCUUGAACAAGUGGGUUGAUUCGGUACCUGAUCACCUGAGGUGGAAUCCCCACAAUCCCGAUCCGAGAUUCUUCAAACAGUCAACACUGUUGUAUUCCGUCUACUAUUGGGUCCAAAUACAAGUUCAUAGGCCAUUUAUAUCUACCGUUAGUCAGCCCUCGCCGAUAUCGUUUCCUUCCCUUGCCAUAUGUGCGAACGCGGCACGAUCUUGCUGUCAUGUCCUUGAUACAUACCAGCAAAGGGGGUUCCGACCACUUACUGUCGCAGAGAUAUCCCUCUUUUACUCAGCUAUCAUACUCCUGAUUAAUGUUUGGCGAGGGCGCAAGUAUGGGAGCUCAGCGUCGCUGGAUAGAGACAUUGAUGACAUCCGUAAAUGUAUCAAUAUCCUACAAGUGCACGAGAAAAGGUGGCAAAUCGCUGGGCGUUACAAUGACAUGUUGCGUGGCCUGCUCGCGGACCUAGACUCUAUCCCAGUGACACAUGUUCCAUCACUGAAGCGUACCCGAGAAGGGGAGGAAGUUUCGUCUACUCCUCUCACACUCUCACCACUACCUGUGUUGGAGUGGGCACAUCCUUCUACGGAGUCCCUUCCACCGGACCCAGAAAUAGAUGCUAUUAACUCCCAACAGCUCUUCAACCUCCCUCUGUAUACCGAUGAACUGGGGCGACCUUCUCUAGCUACUGAUUAUUUAGGGAAAGGUGUGGACGGGAAUGAUUACGCGGAAUGGUUCCAACAGCAUUUCCCGGGUGACACCUUCCUUUCGACGGGGUACUCGAAUGAGAUGUCGUGGUCCGCUGCGGACCAUCCUGGCCGUCUAUCUGGCGGCUUUCUGUCCAGUUUUAUGGGAGAAUAUAACGCACACUUUGAGAUACCCCAACAGCAAGCGGGAAACAGCCCGGCUUCAAUUGACCAAGAGAUGGCAAAAUGGUUUAGUCAGAAUUAGGAAACAAGUCAUCCCCACAUUGCCUAGUUAUAAGUUAAAGAUAUUAUGUUUUGGAUAAUCAGUGUUGCGGAAUGUGGCUCGGGCGUCCCUUUCCAUAGUUAUCGACUGCGCCCUGUGAAAGGCGUUUUCGCUCUCUUUGGCUAUUCGAUUGCAGCUGUGUCGCCUCGCGGAACCAAAUUACAGAUUACCGAACUGCCGAUAGCUGACAUCAUAACACAUUCCCUCCCCCCUGUGGAGGCCCUCCUUCAUA
Molecule: messenger RNA, 2809 nt
Organism: Desarmillaria tabescens
Lineage: Eukaryota; Fungi; Basidiomycota; Agaricomycetes; Agaricales; Physalacriaceae
Product: fungal-specific transcription factor domain-containing protein
Exons: 16
Coding region: 73-2559 (828 amino acids)
Biological process (GO): regulation of DNA-templated transcription; DNA-templated transcription
Molecular function (GO): zinc ion binding; DNA binding; DNA-binding transcription factor activity, RNA polymerase II-specific
Source: RefSeq, a predicted model, not a curated record